AUGCGACCAAAUGUGAGACUAGCCAACAUAUCGGCACAUCUGGUCAGACACACCAAUUCCAAGGACUUCCAGUGCCAGUGGCCCAAUUGCGAUAAGAAUUUCGGAUACAAGAAGUCACUGAUGGCUCACAUCGAGAGCUUUCAUCUGCGAAAAGAGCGCUUCAAGUGUUGCUGCGAUGGCUGCGGCAAAGUGUUUGCCCACAAGUAUGAGCUACAGAUCCACAUCAGGCAACUACACGACAACGAAGUCAAUCACCGGUGCGUUUGGACGGAGUGUCACAUCGAGUCCAAGACAUUGGCGUGUCUUUGGCCUAAAUGUGGACAACGUUUUCUCAAUAAAAAACUUUUAGACAAUCAUAUGGAAGAGAAUCACCUAAAAGGUCGAAUCGGCUUUAAAACCAAAGGAGAGAAGAGAGAAAACUCGCAAAACAUUGACACGAAUUGUGAACAAAGUCUCUGUGAUAACGAAAACAAUUCUGAAGUGAUUUGCGGUGAUAAUGAUCUGAAAGGCCGACAAAAGUCCAGUUAUGUUGCACUCAAUCGCAGAAAUAGAUACAAACCGAGUGAUGAGUCGCCCGAACAGUAUAUCAACAAAUAUACGGGUAAACCAUUGUCCAGACGACGCCGUGAGAAGAACUACGUGUGCAGUUGGCCCGCCUGUGGGAUGGCCUUUGAAAAUGUGUCCGCAGUUAACAACCAUAUGCGCAAACACACCGGUGAGAAGCCAUUUGUAUGUGAUUGGGAAUCGUGUGGAAAGACAUUCCGCUAUGGAAGUGGUCUCAAACUGCACAAAGAGAUGAUUCACUUAAAGCUGAGGCAAUACCGGUGCGAUUGGCCGACCUGUACGGAGGCCUUCAUAUCAAUGUCUCAGCUGAAAGUACAUGAGUCCGAGCACACGGGCAUCAAGAAGUACCAGUGCAGUUGGCCAGGCUGUGAGUGGCGCACAAACCAUACGCAACAACUCGACAUUCAUCGCAUGCGAGCACAUGAGGGCAAGAAAGUGGUGUUCAAGAGAUAUAAGUCGAAGAAUAACUCUAAUCCCAACUCCGACUAU
Oppiella nova is the source of this 1053-nucleotide messenger RNA. The record is from the annotation of a GenBank genome assembly. NCBI's taxonomy places the organism in Eukaryota, Metazoa, Arthropoda, Arachnida, Sarcoptiformes, Oppiidae.